Messenger RNA from Microdochium trichocladiopsis, 3320 nucleotides. RefSeq names its product CHAT domain-containing protein. The coding region runs from base 167 to 3145 and encodes 992 amino acids. The record is from RefSeq and is a predicted model, not a curated record. The transcript has 3 exons. Gene Ontology annotation, molecular function: protein binding. NCBI's taxonomy places the organism in Eukaryota, Fungi, Ascomycota, Sordariomycetes, Xylariales, Microdochiaceae.
AGACGACGGAAAGAACCUGUCUCGGGGAGGUUUUCAUUCCAGUGAUCAGAAGGAGCUCGACGACGAGGAACAAAGCCGUAUCGCGGACGAAGCGAUGCAAGGCACUCCAUAAUAUUCAGAAGGCUGCGAGCAGACCACAGAUGACACGCGGUCCUCGAUUAGCCAGAUGAACGAUUGGAGGCAGUGCACCAAUCUUGGUGUAACACAUGUGCGUCGAUAUAGCGAGACUAAAGAAACGCCACUUCUUGGUGCUGGGAAUCAAUGUUUCCGCAGAGCCGUCGACCUCAUACCCGAAGGCCACCCCGACCAGGCGGAUGUCGCAUUCCUCCUUGGUGAUGGAUAUGUGAAGAGGUGGAUGUUAACUGAGUUAUGUGUCGACCUUCAAUCUUCUCUCCACUGGUAUUCCCAGGCUUUGGCAAGAACGCCGAAGGACCAUAGUGAAUACAGCCAGAGGUGUGCAACAGUCGGGUCUAGUUAUGCCCACUUGUUCCUCACAUCUAGAGAAACCAGCGAUCUCGAUAUGGCAAUCGAUCACUACCUUGGGGCCACUGGCGCAACCCCCCGACACCAUCCGGAGUGGGUUCAACUACAUACGUCUCUUGGACAGCUCUACUUUGAGAAGUUCGAACUCACACAAUUGCGAGCUGAUUCAGAGCUCGCGAUUGGUUCCCUUCAGAGAGCCAUUGAGGCAUCGGCGAGAAACGAUCAGGAGCUAUACGAAAGAUUCAGUGUGCUAGCACAAUUGUACAGCAAAAGGCAUGAGCUUGCAGGUGAUCCAGAGGACAACGAAAUCGCCAUAUCAUUGUUUGAGCAUAUGCUCAUGUCAAUACCGAACACUCCGGAAGCAAAACUCAACCUUCUGUACAGUGUUGGAAGUGAGUACCUUGCCCGAUACGAACGCACUGCAAAUGAAUCCGACCUUGAGAAAGCCCUGAAACACCUGCAAAGGGCUUUGGAUCUUCCCGACGAGAUCGCCUCAAGCCAGCCUGGCCUGUUUUUAAGCCUUGGGCGAGUAUACAUCGCCAAGUUUGACAGAUACGGAACAUCCGAAGCCUGUGAAAGAGCGAUCCAGCAUAUUCACAAGGCAUUAGACAUUACGUCAAACGACUUUUGCCAAAGAGUGAACCAACUCUCUUUAGUGGGAAGCAUCUACAUUACUCGAGCUGAGCGAACAGGACAAACCGAUGACUUUGGCCAUGCAAUACGCUACUACAAACAAGCGCUAGCGAACACGCCCGAGAAUGACAUUGACAGACCAGGCCGGCUGCUGGCGUUGGGUCUUGCCUUUUGCAGUCGAUAUGAGCAUGCAGAUACAUUGGAUGAUCUGAACAGUGGUGUCAGAUACUUCCACAAGGCCCUUGACCUCGUCCCAGCCGGCCGUCAAGACAACAAAGCAACCCUCCUCGGUUCGCUGGGACAAGGUUACAGGGCAAGAUCUGUUCAGCGAGUGUCGCAAGCAGAUUGGCAGCUGUCCGUCAAGUACUACUGCGAGGCCUUGAUACAACACUCAUCACCGUUCCGAGAUCGGCUACCAUCCGCACGAGUCCUGCUUUCGAUUUUCGCCGAAGCCAAGGAUUGGGAACUCCAGCUUUUCAAGUCGACCACCGGAAUCCCUACAGACUGUGCUGCUGUCUCUCUAUCCGCUGGGAUGCCAUAUUUCACGGCUUUGGAGUUUCUUGAGCAAGGUCGAGGGGUUGUGGCUGGAUUCGCCAGUGAGUCUCAUGUGGAUGUGUCAGAUCUCGAGAAGGCGCAUCCGCACGAGUACGCAAGAUUUAUGGGCCUCCAGAAGUACAUGAACUCUAAUCGGAGCUCUGACUAUACUGUACGCAUGCUGGCUCCAUCGACCGACGUGAAGCAACUCAAUCUCGACCGCUACGAUGCGUGCCAGCAGUACGACAGAUUGAUUCACCAUAUCCGAGGUUUUCCUGGGUUUGAGCGCUUCCUUCUCGCGCCCGCUGAGAAAGACCUCAAGGCUGCGGCACGCUCUGGCCCAAUUGUCAUUGUCAACAUCAGCCAAUAUCGCUGUGAUGCGAUCAUAGUUCAGACCGACAACAUAAGCCUUGUCGAACUACCAGACCUGCGCGCAGAAGACGUCGAGGCCCACGCGAAAUCUCUGGAAAGCCCCGACUGCAUCAGCAGCGACUUGUGCGAGUGGCUAUGGGAUUCUCUGGCCGAGCGAGUGCUGGCUGCGCUAGGCCUCACAAAGACGCCAGAACACAGCUGGAGCCGGGUCUGGUGGAUUGGCACGGGCCACUUGGCCAAACUGCCAAUACACGCAGCAGGAUAUCAUCGCGAUGGCUCGGAACGCACAGUGAUGGACCGUGUCAUUUCUUCCUACGGCUCGUCAAUCCGCGCAUUGAUGAAGAGUCGACAGGCUCGAGCGCCGCGGGACUCACCAGAAGCCAGUCCUCGAGAGGCUGUCCUGGUCGAAAUGAGCCGUACCCCAGGGCAUCAUGACCUCCAGUUCGCGCAGGAAGAAGUCAAAGAGAUUGGGAAGCUGUGCCUCAACAAUGGAUUACACAUCAAAGAACCAGCGUCUCGAGGAAAAGAGCUCAUGGACUCCUUGGAGCACUGCGAGAUCUUUCACUUCGCUGGACAUGGCCAGACGGAUUCCAUAGACCCGUCACGGAGCGGUCUGGUCCUCUCUGACGGAAUCCUUUCAAUUGGUGCCCUCGUUGAGCGCUUCAAAAGCCGUCGCACGCCGUUCUUGGCUUUCUUGUCUGCCUGUGGAACUGGCCAGACAAAGGGCGAACUGGUGCCAGACGAGUCUCUUCACCUCAUCACUGCGUUCCAGGUGAUUGGAUUCCGACAUGUUCUGGGAACUCUCUGGCAAGUGAAUGAUGGUGCUUGCAUAGACGUUGCAACCAGCAUUUAUCAAUGGAUGUUUGCACACGGAACGUCGGACGAGUCGAUUGCAGGAGGCCUGCAUCACGCCAUCCGGCGGCUCCGCGGUAAAUGGCUACUCGAGAAUGACAUGAGAUCAGCUCGGAUCCGCUUUGCAAAACAACAGAUCCAGCAAACGACAACACCGCGCCACGAAAUGGAUGGGUCGACCAACAGACAUGUGCGCAUUCCAACAGUGAUUGAUGACGAUGAUGAGGAAACCAACCUACUCUGGGCUCCAUGGGUUCAUUACGGUUGCUAAUGGUAACACACUCUUAAACAUAUUGGACAGACGAAGGUAUAGCUCAAGCAGGAGGCCGGAUGAUGUAGAAGUGGGUGCGGUAGUCUUCACCAGUAGCAGCUCUCAGUUUGUUUUUAGUCUAGAUCGACAAGGUCAUUGCCCAUCACGAAUCGCAGUACAGGAUCUUUGCUCUCCG